This is a messenger RNA of Aethalodelphis obliquidens (Pacific white-sided dolphin), 3764 nucleotides long. It is a transcript of the gene SPMAP2L, whose product is annotated as sperm microtubule associated protein 2 like. The record is from RefSeq and is a predicted model, not a curated record. NCBI's taxonomy places the organism in Eukaryota, Metazoa, Chordata, Mammalia, Artiodactyla, Delphinidae. The transcript is spliced from 15 exons. Bases 76 to 1395 code for a protein of 439 amino acids.
UCAGCCCAUCCUCUCCCAUCUUAUAGAAGGCGAGCAGCCUCCGGUCGUCGCCCAGCGGGAGCUUCUGGGCCGCCAAUGGAGAGCCAGGAGUUUUCGGGUUCUUCUGGGCUGUCCGAUGGGCACGACAUGGCAGAAAUAUCUACUCGCUCAGAAGCCCUCCAGAAGCCCAUUGUAGUCAGGAUAUUUGACGUGCUCAACCAGCCUGGGGAGUCCGAGGAGCCGGGGUUAGCCGAGGAGGCCGGCGAGCAAGACCAGCCAGGCGAGUCAGAGGGGUGUGCAGAGUCCCACCAGAUCCCCAAGCCCCACAAGCCCUAUGAGCUCUACCAACCCAGUGAGCCCCACAGGCCCCCCAAACCCCAUGCACCUUACAAGCCUCAUCCACCCCGCGAGCCUCACAAGCCCCACGAAGUCGAGUUGCUUCCCAGAGCUGGCGUGAUGAUCUCCCCGUCUCUGCUGACCAGAUCCCCGCCACGGCUUCUGCCAUCUUCCCUGAGAGAUCCUAGUCCCUGUGACUUUGUAAGGAAAUGUUCUUUUUCUAGGAAGAGAAUUCAAGAUCUUUCUAGGCCUAAGAAACAAUGGGGAGCCCCAGAUAGAAAACUGUUUUGGGGAAAUCAAGAUCCUAUUCGCCCUGUUUCCCGGAAUGCUUUGAAGGCUCAACUGACCAAAAGACUUGAGAACCUUGCCCAGCCUAAGGAAGUCUCCCACGAAUAUGUACCUAACAGGGUUCAGUAUUAUUACAGCUGCGGUAGAGAGUCUGUAAUCUGGGAGAUCCCUUCUCCUGCACUGCUUGGCCAACCUUCCAAAAGGAUCCAGAAGCUGGCACAGCCCAACAGAUUCAAGAAAGGGUAUCUAAUAAAUAGGCCCUUCAGUGAUUACUUAAGAGAUUCUCUUCAAAUCUCUGAUCCUUCUCCCCGGAUAUUACAACUCUCAAUACCCAAAGUCACAAAUCCAAACUAUGUUCCUCCAAGAAGCACUAAAACCAAAAUUGCGACGUCUGCCCUGACUGCUGUUGCAACUCCAAGAACUGUAGACCUUGCCUAUCCAAGGAUUAAGAUAGAGGGUCUGUGCUUUGAAAGAGAAAGAAUUGAAAUGCCCAUCCGUCCUAUAUCCUGUGCUGCCUUGCUCGCCAAACCUAGCUCUCGAAUACUAGCUCUAGCUAAGCCCAGGCCUCUUCAUCAAGAUUAUUUACCUCCCCGUGAUGCCUACUGGCCAGUAUCUUGUGCUGCUAUCCAUUCCAAGGUAUCUCCCAGAAUUCAAGAACUAGCUAAUCCAAAUACAAGGACUCCUGUGCGUAUUGUAUAUUACGAUCCAGAAGUCUUUAAAGUCAAGCCAGCUGCUUUGAAAGCACAGUGUUCUCCGAGGAUCCAUGAGUUGGCACAACCUCUUACGCGUUAAGCACAGAAAGCCACAUCAGUCAAACUCAUUAUGUUUCUAGAAGACAUAUUAGAUGACUUAGUUCCCUUGUCUGGUACUGUUAGUUUAUAGCCCCCACUCCCUCAAAGCACACGAGACCUCUAGGGAAUACCACUGCUGCUGUUACCGGUAAUCAUGUCUUUAGCAGGUCUGGGGACUCCAGCAUGCAAUAAAAGAGAAAAUGAUAGCCUGCCUUAUUAUCCUUACUAUCUCCUCACGUGCAUCUUGGCUGUCUCAUUGCUCUGACUGACCUGAAGAUACAUUCUUCCUUAUAUUUGCUGGUUUUGCUUUUCUUUUCCCCAUGAGAUCUGUGUUCUCCAGUAGCUGAUCUCACCUCAGUGCCUUCUCUAAUAAAUCCUGAGAACUGAAAUCAUUCCUUGUGUUACUUUUCCAACGUCCCCUCAUUACCAAGAAAUAACGCUGAAAUGGUGAAGCCUUUGUGGCUAAGUCAAAAUGCUUUAUAUAAUCUGUAGAUGAAAUUGAGGGAGUACGUUACCUUAAAUGAUCACAUCUCCACCAACUUCUGUUCCUUCACUCAUGCUCAGUGUCAUCUAUCAUGAAUGACAGAAGCAGCUAAACAUUUGAACAUGAUGAAAUGUAUCCAUUAAAAAGUACUCUGAAGAGAUGGACCUCCAGCAAGGUGUCAUGGGAGCUCCAGUGACCACACUCUCCAGUGAAUAUUAUUAUUUUUUUAAAUUAAAGCCUCUGGAAAUGGCCCUUAGGACAAACAACAAAUGAAGAAAAACAUCUAUUCAGGGAUAUCUAUGAAAAUUCAGUAAGAAAGAAUCUUAGAGCCUAAUGAAUGUAAUGUUCAAACAUGGUGAGCCCCUCAGCAAGUAAAAUUCCUAGCAUCACGACUAGUCAUAGCAGGAAACCAAGCAAUAACAGCCGCCACCAUCAUCCCCUCCUCCACCACCACCGCAGGAGAUUGACAGCUCAUCUGUGCCCCUCUUCUGCUUGGUUUCCGGUGAGAUUGGUAUAUGACAUCAUAUGGUAGAUUUGAACUUGAAUUUUGGAAUCAGACCUGGGUUUGUAUCCCACGUGGAUCAUUUACCAGACCUGCAUGGAAAGAAACCCAGCCUCCCUGAGAGACCUCAUAGCAAGAGAAGUCCAGACUUCCCCUCUGAGCCCGGCGGCCAGCUCGCCCUCUGCUGAAUGCCUCCAUGUGAGUGAGCCAGCAGGACCAGCAGAAGGACUGCCCGGCCAACCCACAGAAAGCCUUGACCAGCUUUGAGGACAGCUCUGGAGCGCUCCUGUGGGGUCGUGAUGGUCACAUCCCCGCCGCUACAUCGUGAGACGUCCGUUCCUAGUCAUUGCCAGCUAUUACAUUUUGGGCCACCUUUGGAGACAUUGGAUACCUCUGAACACAGUUCACCAGAACAGUAUCAAGGAGUGCAACGUGCAAAGAAGUAGAAAGCAAAAGGAAAGAGCCCUUCUUAUCGUCAGACCAGACUUUCAUGUGCUUUUGUGGAAUAAGUAUUUUGUACCAGGACUGGACAACAAAGUGGGUUCCUGAUGAGAGAAGAUGAAAGGAAUGACCGCGUUGGCCAGGAUGGGGAUAUCAAAGGCUUUCUCUUCCCUCUGGCCAGCUGCUCAGCUCCUUGGAGCAAAACAACGCGUCUGUCUGGGAUUUGUGUUAGACCUGAUCCUGCUGUGGCUUUUCCCCAGACUGUGUAAGGCAAGUUCCCUGCUUAUUAUCCUUGUUUAGACUCAGCUAAACUCAUAAACAGGACCUCUUAGGUUGCUGCUAUUGUUUUGAAACUUUCUGGGCUUUGAAGAUGGUCUGUGAUUGAUUUAUUAAUUACAGAAACUCGAAUUCUUGGUUCAUUAACCCUCACAGCUCCCAACUCUUGGUGCAAAUGGAAUAACUUAGUUGAAGUGCGGCUGAAUUAUCUAAACCUGCAAAAGAUUUUAAAUGGUUGCUGUUUGACCUUGUGGUAUAUGUGCGGCAAACUGUUCUCUGAACCCCAUACAGGACAUGUAAGAAAGGAGAUUUGAAAUCAAAACUGUCCUGGGAGUGAGACGUAUGGUCACUUUAUGUAUAUUGCAUAUUACUUGGUUAACGAAGUCAUUUGCCUAAACUUGUUUUGCUUAGACAGAUAUUAUAACUACUUGUAUUCUGUAACCUCACACCAAUUUGAAGGUAUGGCAAACAGUUGUGGGUAAGAGAAAGACGGGAAGAGACAGACUGGUUCAGGUGUUCUGAAUGAAUGUUUUGGAGAUACAGGUGCUACUGAUCUAAAAUUAGUUAUUUGUAUUUUAUUAUAUUAUUUCCAUUACAUAGCAUAUAUUAAUACAAUAUAUAAGUAUAUACAUUAUAUUAAAUUUAACAUAUUCUAUUAAUAUAUAAU